Molecule: messenger RNA, 5765 nt
Organism: Oncorhynchus masou masou (cherry salmon)
Lineage: Eukaryota; Metazoa; Chordata; Actinopteri; Salmoniformes; Salmonidae
Product: adhesion G protein-coupled receptor B1-like
Exons: 31
Coding region: 168-5000 (1610 amino acids)
Biological process (GO): adenylate cyclase-activating G protein-coupled receptor signaling pathway; cell surface receptor signaling pathway; engulfment of apoptotic cell
Cellular component (GO): plasma membrane; postsynaptic density; dendrite
Molecular function (GO): G protein-coupled receptor activity
Source: RefSeq, a predicted model, not a curated record
UCCUCCUCCUCCUCUUCCUUCCUCCUUUUCCUCCUCCUCCUCUUCCAAUUGAAGGUCCCACCUGGUUGCCAGAAAAUCAGUGAGACAGAAAGACAGAUCAACAAGAGGUUACAAAAAACCAGAGGUUCCAACAAACCCCCUCUGGUCUUUUAAUUCAUUUGGUAACCAUGAAGACCACUCUUUCCCCCUCCUUAUCUGGGCACCUGGUGAACCCCCAAGUCCCCAUGCCAUCAUCGUUGCUGCUUUUCCUGCUGUUACAACUGUUUAGUCAGUGCCCCGCUGCUCCCUCAGGGCCUGAGUCAGACACCUGCUCCACUCUGGUUCAGAGCCGAUUCUUCGGCCACUUCCUGUCCUCCUCCACUUUCCCCACGGCACCCUGCUCCUGGACCCUGCAGAACCCCGACCCGCGCCGCUACACCAUCUUUAUCAAGGUAACCAAACCUACCUCCACAACGGACUGCAUUCCCAGGCAGCUCCGCACAUUCCAGUUUGACUCGUUUCUGGAGACCACCCGCACCUACCUGGGCAUGGAGAGCUUCGACGAGGUGGUCAAGCUGUGUGACUCUUCAUCCCCUGUGGCCUUUCUGGAGGCUGGGAAACAGUUCCUACAAAUGAGGAAAGGGCCGCCACGGGCCGGCAUGGAGGUCACCACCCCUAACGCUAGCGAAGAUGGGGAAUUGAAGACAGAGUACCUGGUGGUGGGGAAGCGUAACCCCAGCAUGGCAGCGUGUCAAAUGCUGUGCCAGUGGCUGGAGGACUGCCUGGCAUCCAGCACCUCUAGCAGGCCCUGUGGCAUCAUGCAGACCCCCUGCCAGUGCUGGGAGCCUCCUCCUCCUCCACAGCUCAGCGAGGGGGAUGGAUGCUACAGGAACGGGUUCUACCUGGAGAACUGCCUACCCAGCUCCAAUGAGAAGAGUGAUACUGACAGCAACGGUGGCUGGAGUGUGUGGGCGGAGUGGAAGGAGUGCAGCAGUGACUGUGGUGGUGGCGUUCAGACCCGGAGCCGUACCUGUCAAUCUCCCCCGGAGGAGAUGUGUGAGGGAGUAGUGGAGGAGGGAAGGCCCUGUAACCCUCAGCCCUGCAGUGGCAAAGGCCGUCAUCUCUCUCGCAGCCAAUCACUUCGCUCCGUGGACAGCCGCAAGCGCGAUGGCGGCGGUGGCGAGGUAGACAAGACGCGGGGCGGUGGCGGCAGACAGCAGGCCCCACAGACAGUGGACCAGGCUGCGUCAGGUGAGGAGUGGUCGUCGUGGAGUGUGUGUUCGGCCACGUGCGGUGAGGGCUGGCAGAGCCGCACGCGUUUCUGUGUCUCCUCCUCCUACAGCACCCAGUGCAGCGGCACGCUCCGAGAGCAGAGGCCCUGCAACAACUCUGCCGUCUGUCCAGUGCACGGGACUUGGGACGAGUGGUCGCCAUGGAGCUUGUGUUCGUCAACCUGCGGCCGUGGUUACCGGGAUCGCACGCGAAGCUGCAAGCCCCCUCAGUUUGGGGGAGACCCCUGUAUGGGGCCGGAGAAACAGACCAAGUUCUGCAACAUCGCUGUCUGCCCAGUUGAUGGGGUGUGGAAUGAGUGGGCUAAUUGGGGUUCAUGCUCUGCAUCCUGCUCCAACGGGACCAUGCAGCGCAUCAGGGAGUGUAACGGACCUUCGUACGGAGGAUCAGAGUGUCGCGGGGAGUGGAUAGAGACCAGAGACUGCUUCCUACGGGAGUGCCCAGUGGAGGGAAAGUGGCAUCCUUGGACGUCGUGGGUGGGCUGCACCAAGACAUGUGGCGGGGGGAGCCAACAGAGACAGAGGAUUUGCUAUGGGCCCUUCUUUGGGGGUGAAAAUUGUCCUGGAGAUCGGGAGGAGGUGCGACGCUGCAAUGAGAAGCGGUGUCCAGAGCCUCAUGAGAUCUGUGCAGAAGAGAACUUCUCCAACGUAGUGUGGAAAAUGACUCCAGCAGGGGACACAGCGGCCGUACGCUGCCCUCCCAAUGCCAAUGGGCUGAUCCUGAGGCGGUGCACUCUGGAUGACGAGGGAAUAGCCUACUGGGAGAACCCCACUUAUAUGAAGUGUAUCUCCAAUGACUACCGCAGCAUCCAAACACUGACUCGGGAACACCUGUCCAAGGCCCAGCGGGGGCUUGUGGGGGAUGGAGUUUCAGAGGUGAUGACCAAGCUCAGGGUGACGUCCAGCGAUGGGACCAGCUACAGUGGAGACUUGCUGGCCAUAGUGGACGUACUGAAGAACAUGACAGAGAUCUUCAGAAGGGCCUACAACAGCCCCAGCAAUGCAGACAUGAGAAACUUUGUCCAGUCAGUCAGUAACCUGCUGAUGGAGGAGAACAGAGAGAGAUGGGAAGAAGCACAACUGUUGGGUCCUAACAUCAAGGAGUUGUUCCGGUUGGUGGAAGACUUUGUGGACGUCUACGGUCUUAGGAUGAAAGACUUCCAGGACAUGGUUGAGGUCACCGAUAACUUAGUUCUGUCCAUCCACAAGCGUCCGGUGGCGGGUAACACAGACAUCAGCUUCCCUAUGAAGGGCUGGAAGGGGAUGAUGGACUGGGCCCGCAGCUCUGAGGACAGAGUUACUGUCUCCAAGAACAUCCUCUCCACAGGCAAGCCAGAUGCAGAUGACUUGUCAGCGUUUGUCACCGGGAUCGUUCUCUACAGAAACCUGGGCAGCAUCCUAUCUUUACAGAGAAACAGCACCGUGCUCAACUCUAAGGUGGUGUCUGUGACCAUCAAGCCCACCCCAGGAUCCCUCUCUACCCCGGUGGAGGUCCAGUUCUCACACCUUUACAAUGGCACCACAAACCAGACCUGCAUCUCCUGGGACGAGAGUGACACCUCAUCGCUGCUCGGAUCGUGGUCUGCCAGGGGCUGCAGAGCCGUGCCUAUCGACUCAUUCAGCACCAAAUGCGUGUGUGACAGACUCUCUACCUUCGCCAUUUUAGCACGGCUAAAUCCUGACAUGAACAUGGAUAAAAUGCAGCUUCCCUCUGUGACGCUGAUGGUGGGCUGUGGAGUCUCCUCUCUCACCUUGCUGCUCCUCAUCAUCAUCUAUGUGUCGGUCUGGAGGUACAUUCGCUCCGAGCGCUCCGUCAUCCUCAUCAACUUCUGCCUCUCCAUCAUCUCCUCCAACGCCCUCAUCCUCAUUGGUCAGACGCAGACACGGAACAAGGUGAUCUGCACGCUGGUCGCUGCUUUCCUGCAUUUCUUCUUCCUGUCGUCGUUCUGUUGGGUUCUGACAGAGGCGUGGCAGUCAUACAUGGCCGUGACUGGCCGGCUGAGGAACCGCAUCAUCCGCAAGCGAUUCUUGUGUCUGGGCUGGGGUCUACCUGCUCUGGUUGUGGCAGUCUCUGUGGGUUUCACCAAAGCUAAGGGAUAUGGCACCGUCAACUACUGCUGGCUGUCUCUGGAAGGUGGUCUGCUUUAUGCGUUUGUGGGACCGGCUGCCGCUGUAGUCUUGGUUAACAUGGUUAUCGGGAUUCUCGUAUUUAACAAACUGGUGUCCAAAGACGGCAUUACUGAUAUGAAACUGAAGGAGAGGGCAGGUCAGAUGACAGUACCACUGUACAAUAUGACGCUCAAAUGUGCCAAGUGCGGAGUUAUCUCGUCGGCUGACGUUUCUACCACAGCUACCAGUAACGCCAUGGCGUCGCUGUGGAGCUCCUGUGUGGUUCUGCCUCUCCUGGCCCUCACCUGGAUGUCUGCUGUCCUGGCCAUCACCGACCGACGCUCCUCCCUCUUCCAGAUCUUGUUCGCUGUGUUUGAUUCGCUGGAAGGCUUCGUCAUCGUCAUGGUGCAUUGCAUCCUGCGCAGAGAGGUUCAAGAGGCAGUGAAGUGUCGGGUAGUGGACCGCCAGGAGGACGGGAAUGGAGACUCAGGGGGAUCUUUCCAGAACGGACACGCUCAGCUUAUGACUGAUUUCGAGAAAGACGUCGACAUGGCUUGCAGAGGAGGUACUCUGAAGCGUUCCUCUCUCCAGGGUGAUGAGAAGCCAUCCUCCCAGCCCCUGACCCUUCAGAAGGGCUCUAACUUCAACACCAUGCCUGCCAGCAUGGCCAAGGUCCACCUCCAGAAUGUGGCAGACUACCCCAGUCAUACUCUCACCUUGCGCAGGGAGAAGGGUGGCGCCACCAAGGGCAUCAGCACCGAGCUGCCGGGAGCCAAGUCCAUCUACAUCUGUGACGGGGAGCUCUUUAAACAGCUGGACGGGGAGCCGUCUCCACGGGGGACAGGGGAGGCCGGGGGGCCUGAGGGCACAGGGUACAUUAUCCUGCCUAACAACAACAACACUGGCACCCUGGGGCGGCCCGGAAAGGGCAGCAAGGAGGACACGGCGGCCAAGUACAACAUCAGCAUCGAGCAGCAGAUGCCCCAGACCAGGCUCAUCCACCUGGCCAACUCGGCGGAGGUGGAGGGCGUCCCGGGUUUCGCGCUGAAGAGCCUGCCUGCAGACCUGGUCAGUGUCUCCUGCUCGGAGAGGGAGUCGCCCAUCCACAACAUGCAGAACAUCUCCGGAGAAUCCCACAUGACCAACAGCAUGUGUGAACAGGGUGAUUCUGGAAACUCUGGAAUGAUGUCCAAGAGCGAGACCGUGUCCACGCUCUCCAUGAGCUCCCUGGAGAGACGAAAAUCCCGCUACGCGGAGCUGGAUUUUGAGAAGAUCAUGCACACACGGAAGCGUCACCAGGACAUGUUCCAGGACCUGAACAGGAAGAUCCACAGUGCAGACCAGGACAGGGCGUCUCCCCCUGGCGAUGGGAAGGCAGGGAAGAGGUGGAGUGUGUCCUCAGCAGGCAGCGACAAGACCAUCAUGAGCGACAAGCAGCAGACACCCAGUAAGAGAGCCUGGGAGGGCAUCAGGAAGACCCAAUCUCCCCCGUCAUGGAUGAGGAAGGACCUGGAGCCCUUGGCGGCCUCUCCCCUGGAGCUGCAGAACGUGGAGUGGGAGAAGGCCAGCGCCACCAUCCCUCUGGUGGGACAGGAGCUCAUGGACCUGCAGACAGAGGUGUGAGACUGAGACAGAGAGACAGACGGAGAGAGAGAGACAGAGAGCAGCCAACCCCGUCCCCCAGCCCAGCUCUCAGACAGACAGACUUCGUCCCUUCUCGCAGCUCCACAUCUCAAUCUGGGAACCAACGACCAACGAUCAAUGACCUACGAAACGGGCAGUGGUGAGAGAGAGAGAGAGAGAGAGAGAGAGAGAGAGAGAGAGAGAGAGAGAGAGAGAGAGAGAGAGGGGCUCCUUUAUGUUAGGACCCAACUAAGAGAGAGAGAAGGGAAGGGCGAAGGGACAAUGGCCUGAUAAAUGGGGGGAAUGAAAACAGGUUUGCGGUGCAUUUUGUUAUGUUUUCUUAUUGCUGCUGGAAUCAGUUUUUUGUUUACUAUGUCAGAAAGUCAUAUAUCUGGUCUGUUAUUAUCCACAUUAUUACUUCACUGGACACAUACUUGAGUCCCUCUCUCCUCCUGGUAGAUCUCUGUGGAUGGUGAGCCAUGUUUGGUAUUUGGGUGGUGUAGGUAGUGUAGAUUAAAAGGACAGACUGCAACUGCCUAUGGACUCUUCACCAGCCUGCUAACAGAUCACCUGGACCAGCCAUACAGUUCAUGUUCCAACCAAGCCUUUAGGCAAUGGACCUGGUCUGGACAAGACCUUCACCCAACAUACAGUACAUGUUCCAACCAAACUACAUGUCCAGUACAUGUCCCAAACACGCCUAGGCAGUGGAGGAGGCAGACUGCUGGACCAUAACCAUGUGCCUCUCCAUGCCAACUAAGAGCC